Molecule: messenger RNA, 768 nt
Organism: Drechmeria coniospora
Lineage: Eukaryota; Fungi; Ascomycota; Sordariomycetes; Hypocreales; Ophiocordycipitaceae
Exons: 1
Coding region: 1-768 (255 amino acids)
Biological process (GO): secondary metabolite biosynthetic process
Cellular component (GO): nucleus; cytoplasm
Source: RefSeq, a predicted model, not a curated record
AUGACGCAGCACGACGACACGCUCGCCCUCCCCCGCAUCCUCUGCCUCCACGGCGGCGGCGUCAACGGCACCGUCUUCCGGCUGCAGUGCCGCGCCCUCGUGGCGGCGCUGUCGGGCACUUUUCGGCUCGUCUUCGCCGACGCGCCCUACGACUCGGAUGCGCACGAGGCCAUCGUCGGCGUCUACGGCGACUUUGGGCCCUUUUACCGCUGGCUGCGCUGGCGGCCCGACCACGCCGAGGUUCCGCCCGCCGAAGCGGCCGACCGGAUCGUGGGUGCGUGCCGGAGGGCCAUGGAGGCCGACGGCGGCGCGGGCGAGUGGGCCGGCAUCCUCGGCUUCUCGCAGGGCGCCAAGAUUGCCGUCAGCCUGCUGUGGGCGCAGGAGAGGUCGGAUCGGCGGCCGCUGCCGGCGCGCUUCCGCUUCGGCGUCGUCAUGGCCGGAAGCCCGCCCGUCGUCGCCCUCUCCCCGUCGGGCGACGAACCGCCGCCGCGGCACGUGGCCGACGCGGCGCACCCGAGCAUGGACUUUGACGACUGGCCCGGCGACGGCGACGGCGAGCACGCCAUCGGCACGCCGACGCUCCACGUGCACGGCCUGCUCGACGCCGGCCUCGAGCGGCACCGACGGCUCAUGGCGACGUACUGCCGGCCUGGCACGACGCGACUCGUCGAGUGGCAGGGCGGCCACCGGCUGCCCAUCAAGACGGUCGACGUCGAGGCCAUCAAGACGGAAAUGAUGGCGCUCGCAUCGGAGACGGGGGGGAUCUGA